This is a messenger RNA of Pochonia chlamydosporia 170, 921 nucleotides long. RefSeq lists its product as hypothetical. NCBI's taxonomy places the organism in Eukaryota, Fungi, Ascomycota, Sordariomycetes, Hypocreales, Clavicipitaceae. The record is from RefSeq and is a predicted model, not a curated record. Bases 1 to 921 code for a protein of 306 amino acids. The transcript has 3 exons.
AUGAGCCGUCUUCCUCCUGUUGAUAAGCUCCCUCUUGCGAUCCGAAAGGAUGUCCGCGACAGCUGGGAAGCCAAUAAGGAUGGACUAGCAAAGAAGAUCUCUGAGCUUCUUGGCGCAGAAUGGACCAUCGACAUUAACCCCAACCAAAUCUACGCCUACGCAAAGGACGGCUAUGCCAAGGAGUCCCCCGGCGCCAUGAUCAACGCCUACGUUGAAGGUGUAGAGUGGCAACUCAAGAGCUUUGUCUCCAAGUACGGCGACGACGGCAAGAAUGAACUCAACACCCUCGCCCACGCCCACGUCCUCACCAUGGACCUCGACGUAAACAAGAAAUUCAGCUACUGCGGCUGCGAAGUCUCUGAGUCAGGCGCCCUUGUCAUUCUCUUUAACGAAGACGCUCUGGGCAGUAACAUCGACUACGCCACGUCAGAGGAACACCUCACCAAGGCCCUCAACGCGGCAUCCGCUCCCUCACUCUCCAUGAGCUACGUCGCCCGCAAGUCUAUCCGCGAGGAGUACACCAAGCAGAUUGACCCUAUCCAGGCCAAGAUCAACGAGCAGCUCGGCAAGGAAAUCACCCUGAAGCCCGAAUUCGAAGCCGCCUAUGAGAAGCUCAAGGCUGCGAAGGAUGCGGACGAGAGCUGGGAAGUCAACCUGGGCAUGUACAUCAAGGGAUACUUUGAGGCGCUCGCCAGCUGGUUGGAGUAUAACAAGGCCAAGGAGGAUGAGAUGAUCAGGGAGGGUGUCAACGAGGCUGUCGCCAGUGGAAAUGUGUUUUUCAGGGUUGUGGACGAGGGCGUUAUUAAGAGCGGGUAUAAUGAGGUGGUUGUUGAGGGGGAUGCUUUGUAUUUGCAGACCGCGCCUAAGAACUUUGGUGUCAAUCUUGGGCAGGUUACUGAUAAGUUGAUGGAUUUGCUUUGA